Pogoniulus pusillus (Red-fronted tinkerbird) is the source of this 5802-nucleotide messenger RNA. It is a transcript of the gene C6H10orf71, whose product is annotated as chromosome 6 C10orf71 homolog. Gene Ontology annotation, cellular component: Z disc. The record is from RefSeq and is a predicted model, not a curated record. The transcript has a single exon. NCBI's taxonomy places the organism in Eukaryota, Metazoa, Chordata, Aves, Piciformes, Lybiidae. Bases 76 to 4713 code for a protein of 1545 amino acids. Gene Ontology annotation, biological process: positive regulation of calcineurin-NFAT signaling cascade.
CACCCCACACAGUCAUCUGCCCGUUUGACACUGAAAUUAAUCCUUUGGAUACUUUGUUCGUGACUCCCAUGAACAAUGCAGGGAAAUAAGAAACAUACAGAAGGACACAGUGACUCCUCGAGUAUUGGGAGUCUCCUGGAUGACACAGACAGAGAGGUAAGCAGCCUCACGGACCGGGCUUUCAAAAGUUUGUGUGUGGCAGAACUUGAAGACUCCUACAAUGAACCAGAUCUUGCCAUUUCACCUGACUUUGCCCUCCAGUUCUCUGCUAAAUUUCACCCAGGAACGCUGAGCUAUGCCAUCAAGAAGAGCAACAUCUGUAACAAACUAACAGCAAGAAACAACGAACAUACCAUAUCGGCUUCCACAUUCCAGCAGUUACCAAAGUGUGCUCCAGAGGAGAACAGGAUUGCCAAAAAUAACACCUCUUCCACGGAAAGGAAAAAUCUGAGUUUGCCAGUCACUGGUCCAAGGAACAAUAAACAUGCUUCCAAAGUGUCCUCACUGAUUAGAACAUUUGAUAAGACUGCAGACCAAGGGCCAGGAGGUUCCCCAAUAGCCAUUAAGCAGCCCAGUAAGAACAGCUUUCAAAAAUGGAAACUAAACCAUGGAAAUUAUAAGGCUUGCUUGGAUGACACGGACAUUUUAAGCAACCAUAAGGAACUUUCUCAACUUUCUGAGGCUAGCCAAGAUAGCCACUGUCUCAGUGGCAAACAUGAGCCACUAGAAAGACCUAAUGAAAUAGACCUGAGUUAUUGUGACUCUGAAAGUUACUAUCCUGUGCUGAUUGAGAUGUCAAAAGUAGCCAAGUCAAAUUUUUCCCGUUCAUCUAAAAAAACUUUGAAAAACAGAAGUGUUAAAAUUAAUGAACCAGCAAAAAAAGGUAAUUUUCUUCACAGUGAAAACAGUGCUUUUGAGUCAUGGAAUGUUCAUCACAAAAAACUGACCGAAAAGGAGGAACCUGUCAAUAUAAAUGUGGAAAAAGAAGACCUUACAUACCUGGAAGAAGCACCCUUUAUUAAAGGAUCUCAAACACAGGAUCACAAAUUGCCGCCUCUCAAGAGUACUGUUGCUAAAAAACAGAAGAAAGAUUUUCAAGAGAAGCCAACUCCACCAGAAACUGCUUUCAGCAUUCCUCUCUCAGCUGUACAUGUACCUCAGGAAACCCUCCCUUCAGACACCAAAUUUCCUGCUGCUCUUCCUCCCACACCACCUCCAAGGACCCAUGUGCACCAGCAUCCUCCUCAACCACCCCCUGUCCCACAUGCACUUCCUCUUCUACCCCCUACCCAUCAGAGCCGUUCCCCAACACCUCCUACACCUGAACCGCCUCCUGUGCCACCACACCCAAUGUCAGUUCAGCUUUCCCCCCUUGCCUUGUCUCAGGCCUCUGUGUCACCUCAGUCUGUGUCCUACAGGAUGGUUUCACCCUCACCUAUGUCCCAGGCACCCAGUCCACCUGCACCAAGAACCCAGGCCCCCUUAGCCAAAGAGGAGGUCCUCAGUUCUCAACUCAGUAAUACCUGUCCUCCCUGGAGGAGACAGAGGGCUACAAAAGGGGGAGCAGAGAGGAGGCAAGCUUCAAAGGAGACAUUCACAGUCAGCGAUGACACGUGGACAUUGUCUGAACAGGUGACUGGUGCUGAACCUGGUCUGGAUGUGACUCCUCUAGCUAAACAGGUAAAUUCCCAUGGAUCAAUCAGUUCCUCUUUCAACAUCACUGAACUCCUAACACCCAUCAUACCACCAAAGCAGGAGAUGGAACCUGUAGAAAGUGAGCUGAUACCAUUAACCCCUCCUCCAGCAGAGAGCAUGGCAUUGAGAGACCAGCAUGGAAGCACAUUUACUGAUUACAGGUCUCGGGAUAGUUACAAAUCGAAAGCUUCAAGUUUGUUAUUCAACUUGAAGGAUGUGCGCAAACGCGUUAAAAGCAUUUAUACUCCUUCUCCCCUCUUAAGGGCCUUGGAGGAGAAAAACAGAACUAGGGGAAGUAUAAAAAGUAGCACAGAAAUGAAUGCCUCACUUCUGACUUCACAAGAAGUAAGCAACAAAAAUAUUGUAGAGAAAGAUGAAUUGAGUGAUAUAGCCUCCAUGUUGUCUGGCAGUGUCCAUGAAAAGGACAAUAAAACUGAUUUAACUGGGCACUUCACAGACAAUUACCUGACUUUGAGUUCACCCCAGACAACAGCAGACCUUUUAUUUUACCAGACUGGAGACAACUUGCAGCAAGAUAAUUCAAAACAUCAAGAUCUGGUUAAAAAUGCAGGGGAUAAUGAAAACCUCCCCUUGUUCAGACAUGAAUCAAAUGAACUUGAUUUAAGAAAGCAUCAGCAGUAUCCAUCACCAAAGCCAUUCAAUAAUGACAAUACAGCUACAACAACUGAGCAGUCUAUGCAAAGUCCCAGUGUCCAGGCUGAGGAAAAUGAGGCACAGACUGCUAUUCAGAAUGAUAUUUUCAGUUUCAAAGCACUCCCAAACCAACUUUCACCAGCAGAGGAUGUGCCUUAUCGUGGCACCCAAACCAGUAUGGCAGUACCUGGCCAUGAAGCACAAGGCAAAAGAAGCACUAGUUCUUCAGAGCAAUCGUUUGUCUCCACAGUAGAGCAGCCACUUCAGGAGGAGCUAUCUCCACCAGUGCCCCUGAUGCAGAAGGCACACCUUCAAGAAAGCCAGGGGACUAAGAGUGAAAUGGGUACAGAUAAUAAGAAAAACCACAAAGAGAGAGGAAAAGAUAUUGAGGAAGAUGAACCACAGUAUUAUGCUUGUACCAGUUCUAGUACUAGUGCAGCAGAGACGAGAGAGGGGGAAGCUGCUGAAAAUGAACAGAGGAACUUGCUGACAGAGAAAGUAAGAGAGAAAAUGGAAGAGGUCAAGAGCAUGGAUUCUGCUUCUGACACUGCAAGGGACAUGUCUCUCCCUAGGUCUGAGGAACCACAACCACCACCACCUUCAAGCUCAACAAAACCCAGUCUGUUUAUGAUUAAAGAUAACACAUUCAGGUCACCUCAAGUCAUAAGGGCUGUCAAGCUGCCCCUGUUUAGGUCCUUUUCUCUGGAUGAUACAGUGAGCAGCAGUUAUAAGGAAAUGGAAAGUAGGUUUAUGACCCCAGCAGAGUGCAACAAGCGGCACCGAAAUAUGUUGCGUGCCCAGGAGAUAGGCUGGUUGGCAUCAAGGUGCAGAGGGCAGCAGGAUGUGAAGGAUGGUGUAGCUGACAGAGGGAAAGAGGCCAGUGAGUCUGGAUCUACUUCAGCAACACUGGAUCCUAGUAUUUUGGAAGAUGCAGGGAGUUUUUCAUCAGGAAAGCUGAUGGAAGAGAACAAAGAGACUUGUGCUUUGUUAAAUAAAGUUGGGAAAACGAAUGAGGAAAAUGUCUGCAGAUGGAAAGAGAAGUCCCAGGCCAGGAAGGCAAGGCAUAGCUUAACACAGCCUAAUUUAGGCCUGGAAAGUGACCAAGCACAAAAUAACCCCAACUAUCCCACAGAAAGAAAGGCAAAUUACUUUAAGAAUCAUCAUUUAUCUAAUCGCAAGGGUGGCUCUUGUGCAAAAAAAAUAAUUACCAGGGACACAAUUUCCCCUGUGAGUGCUUCCAUACCAGAGAACCACAUAUGUUCUCCAGUAUCUCAUGAAGCCUUAGAGGACAUCCUACAUACAGAAGGUGAACCAGUUUUGCUAGACAGUCUUGCAUGCUCUACUGUUCCAAGCCCCACGACGCACUCUCUUGCUGCCAGUUUGUCAUCAGACAAACCAAAAAUUUCUGGCCUUAGAGAGACAGAGGAUGCUAUAAACCCUGGUGUGCUGCACAUGGUACUAAAGAACCAACCUGGUAUGUCUGCAGAAGAGAUACUUGAUUCAACAAGGAGGAAUCUGCUUUCUGAUUCUACUGGGGAAGCUGAGAGACUGGAGCUCAGGGGACUUGGGGAGAGAGCAGCAGGAAAGCCUCCUGCUGUGCCACCAAAAACAGAAAAGGCUCUGCGGCGAGCCAAAAAACUGGCAAGCAGGAGAAGGAAAAUGCAAGAGCAGCAGAGAAAACAUCAGACUGAAUGUACAGAUGCUGUAGAUAGAAAGGCUUCUCAUUCUGGACAGACACAAGCAUCUCAUUCACCCUUGGGUUAUUCUCCUCCCCAUCCUCCCCCCCACUCCACCAUUACUGCCAUGGAAAUCGGUGCUGGAAUAGACAGUGGUGUAUCAGCAGCAAGCCCUUCACCCUCUUUGACCCAGCGUAAACUCCUCCAAGACCCUGACUCUGGUCAAUACUAUGUCAUUGAUUUACCAGCUGAAGUUAAUUUAAAAACAUUUUAUGAUCCAGAAACUGGAAAAUAUGUUCAAGUGUCAGUCCCUUCCUCAGAAGGGAACAUACACAAGCCCCCCUCUUCAGGAAUUAUUAAUUCUCCCUAUGCCUCCUACCCUAGAGUCAUGCCUUUACCAGCUUCAUCUGUAGCAGUGCUGAAGCCACCUUCUCAGCCCUCUGAACCUACCUGGUUAGUGCCAGCUGUACCAGGAGAACUAGCUGAACUACCCAAAGAUGGUCAUCAAGACUACAGAUACAUUGAAGCUGUGGAUAGUCAGCCCUACAUUGAACCAGCCUCUUACUCCUACAGGCAAGGCACUGAAGACACUCAAGUUCACUUAGGAAAAGACAUGAGCCCAAUCCCAAAUACAGGUAUAGUGUCCCUCAGUGAUUUAGAUGAUUUUGCUGCUGAAGGAGUAUCUUGAAAACUGAAGUAACAAAAUAUGCCAACGAGAGUUUUAAAGAACUAUUUGGACAGAUGAGCACAUGAAAACACACACAGAUUUGAUGUUUGUACAACACUGUAUGUCUGAAUCUGGUUUGGGUGGGAAGGAAAAUGAUCUGACCAUGCUGAAUGAUGCAAGGUGAUGAUCACUGAAGAAGAGUGAGUUUGAGUAAGCACUCAAUUAUCAGUGAGAUGAAGGGGCAACACCACCUGAAAAAAUAAAUGCAACAGUAUGAAGCCACCACUUGCUGCUACUGUUGCUUUACCAUUAUGGUGGCUGGCACUGCCAAAGCAAGGACCCUUUUGCCCAGAUGUGUUGCAUGAUAUAUCACACAAAGUAAAACCUUUGAGACCAUCUUGUCAGCCCUAUGGGAACUAGGAUAGAUGCCACAUCUGCUGAACUUUCCUCACUCACUGCCUUCAAACUGUAUUGACAGAUAGAAAGUGUAUGGCUACAAGCAUGCCAUGAACCCAAGAUUCCUUUUUUGCACACAUUGAUUGCCCAGCUGUUAUUGACAAGAUUGUAUACUGGAUGCACAAUGCAACAGCCACGUCAAAAAACCUUUACACAAACAAAGUACAGCUGCAGCUGCUCUAGACCUCUCAUAUACUUUUGCAGUGUCCACUAACAUGCUGCUGGAUUCUUUCUAUUUCUUGAUAAUCUCCAAGUAUGUUCCCCUAGAGUCAGAGGUUGUUUAUAAUGCAGUUUAAAACUUCAACUUAUCUUGAUCCUUAGGCUGAAAUAUUUUGAUAAGGAGCGAGGUCAGGUGAAAUCCAACAGCGUUCAAUUUUUUGUUAGGAUGAGAAAACCUUUGCUUAUUAUAACUGAAAUGCUUUCUGUUUUGUUUUGUUUUCAGGCACCCACUGAAACACAGCAUUAACUUUUAAAAUGUGAAAAAGAUACCUAAGUUUGGUCUUGUAAACUCUGUGACUAAAACAAAAAAUAAAAUAAAAAGAUAAAAGUCUGACGUUCUAGGAAAAGUGAUUUGGUCUAUCACUUUUCUUUGAAAGAUCUGUAUCAAAGUAUCACUCGUCCUCACAUAAACUCUUUUUUAUCAUCAUAGAUAAU